AUGUCUAAAGCUUAUAAACAUUAUUUCACACCAAGAAAGUUCCCUCUGUCUCACCCUCUCACACUUUCUUAUACUUUCUUAUACUGUUUCUUUCUCCCGUUUUUGCUUUAUUGUGUUAAUGAGACAGGUUCAGAAGUGAAAGAUUUGCAAACAGUUUUAAAUGAAUCAUGUUCUGAUGAUGGAACACUUCUUCACCUUGCUACAAUGCUGGGAGAGGCUGACAUUGUACGCACUUUGCUCUCUGCUGGUGCAGAUCCUGGCAUACACAACAAAAAUCAACGAAUCCCUCUGGACCUUGCUGAGUCAGAUAAAGUGAAAAUUGUCUUCAAUGAAGAACUUCUGCAAGCCACUGCACAUUCCAAUAUGGGGCGUGUCUGCCAGCUCUUGGCUUCUGGACUUGAUGUAAACCUGAAGGACAGCAGUGAAAGCCAAAACACACCUUUACAUUGGGCUUCUUGUUAUGCCUCACGUGACAUGAUACAAUGUCUCUGCUUGCGUGGUGCUGAUGUUAAUGCAGUCAACAUGGACGGUUGCACUCCACUUCAUGAGGCUGUCUCAAGAGGGAACAUUGAGAUUGUGGAAGAACUGCUAAUCCAUAAAGCUGAUCCAACACUAAAGAUUAAAAGAGGAGACAAUAUAGGCAAAUCCGCUCUUGAUCUUGCAGAUCGUAAUGCAAUUCUACUCAGCCUCUUGCAGAACCCUCCAACUAAACUUAGUAAAAAGCUAUUCCAAGACAUUCUUACUGAAGACUUUGCCUUAUCAGAAUCAGUCAUUCAAAAUAGUGUGACAAAUGCAACAGAAAUAAUUGAUACAGUAACUGAAUCUCCCUUAUUAGAAUAUCCUGUUGUCAGUAUACCUCCUACAUCUUCAGGAAGUAAAAUACAAGAACUAUCCAACCAAAUUAAAGAAUUAGAAUGUCUACCGAUGUUUCCAAAGACUGUGGUGACAGAGGAACAACUGUCCCUAUUGUGGCCUCGACCACAGUCUAUUGUCCAGAAAGAAGGGAACCAUUUUAUCCCAGAUGAUGUCCUCCACAUAUAUCUGUCAACUAUGUCAGAUAUUAGCAUACAUUCUGUGGCUCAAGUGUGGAACUGUCGAAAGUUCAUGUUCACAUCCAUGGGCAUCGAAACAAUCAUUAAUUUACAGUCACCAGCAUAUGAGUACAACACCACCUGUAUCCUAUGUCAUGUUAGCAGCCGACUGUGUGUGGAGAAAGCCAGCUACAAAAUCAUCAUCCAGACUUUUCAGGUCAAAAUCCUGGCUCAUGAUAUCCAAAGUCUUUCUUAUGCAAUUAUUACAUUAAGCCAGUUGUUCAAUUUAUACAAAACAGAAUCAGGCAUCAGUAUCCCAUUAUUAGAAAUUACAGAUUCACCAUCGCUGCCUUACAGAGGAGUUCUACUUGAUGUAUCUAAAGGACGUGUACCUAAUAUAGAAACUCUGAAAAACAUGCUUGACAAUAUUGCUUUCAUGAAGUUUAAUCAGAUACAUUUGUACACUCGAUUCCGGUAUCAGACCAGUUCAACAUGGCAGUUGUGCUACAGCUGUAGUGAGCUGUUGGAGAUUGAUAAGUUCUGCAUGGAUCGAGGCAUGCAAUUGAUUCCAGCAGUUGAUGUUCAUCCGUCUGUCCAAUUUGAAGAUUUGCCAUUCUUGCAAUGUGUAUUUUAUGACUACAUCUCACAUUUUACUAAUUCAGACUUUAUUAAUGUAGGAUCCCGUCUUACUAGUUUUCUCUUGGAAUAUCCUGAUGAUGACACUUUGAGCAUUGCAGAUGCUAGCAAAUUUCUUCCAAUAAAAGACAAGACUUUGUUGAUAAGUGGCUCAACUCUCCAUGAUGUAAAACAACAUUUGAUACAACGACUACCACCACACUUAAUGUUUGGUGAGUAUGGAACACAGGCCACCCAUAAUUUUGUGCCCCACUGCAAGCGCCUUUCUGAAUAUGGGUUUGGUUUCUUCAUCUGUCCAGGCACUGCAGCCUGGAACAGUCUGGCUGGCUUCCCAGAGGCAGCUGUUGCCAAUAUAUUUAAUGCUGCAAAGUGUGCCUCAAGCCAGUCAGGCCUUGGUCUAUUGGUAUGCCAUUGGUCUGGUAGCAGCUUCCUCACUCACUCGCCAUUUUGUUGGCCUGGUUUUGUCGUCACUGCUGGCCUCGCCUGGAACAAGGAUAUACACUGGGAGUUUCUUCACAGCCAUCUGGCAGAACUUAUGAACAAACAUAUAUUUCGUGAUGAUUCUUCUGUUUUUGGACAAGUUAUCAUUGAGUUGGGAAGAAUUGAGACCUACAUCUAUCGAUGUUCCCAAAAGAAACCAGAUGAUGACCAAACCUCUCUUCCUUGUGAAAAUGGCUCCACUCUUACUAGUUUCCUUAUACGACCUGAUGAAACAAGAUUAGAAGACUUAACAUCAGAUAUUCUACAGCGAGCCAACCGCCUUCUACGGAAGCACCAAUCUGAUGUAACAAGCAUCCAAUUGAAUUGCCCACAAUCAAAGGAAAUCAUUUCUGAGGUGCUUCUCACAACAGAUAUGAUGAUCCUGGCAGUACGGAUUGGACGCGCUAUGGUGACUGCUGGUCGCAACCCUGAUCCCUUGUCUGGCUUGCGUAUAGUAAAUCUUGGAAUCACAAACUUGACUGCUACUGGAAAAACAGAUCUUGCUAACAGACUGCUGGAACUGAUUGAGAACUUUCGUACGAGUUGGAAACGAAGAUACCUUGCAAAAUUUGGUUUACUGGAAGCCACAAAUUGCUUACAGAAUGUGCUGACGCAAUUAGUACCAAAUGAAGACACAGAGAAAUUUUCUUCUUCUAUUAUAGGGUAAAGGAUUGAUUGAAAAGACUCUAAAUUAUUGCUGGGACCAAUACUUUAUAUUUUUGUCUUUGUAUCUCUUUCCUUAUCUCUAUCAUCCUACACUAAUAGCUAGGGACUUCUGUGACUAUAAACCUCACAUUUUUUGUGUUUCUAUCUAAACUAUAUUUCUAUCACAACUGUCACUAAAAUAUAUUGGCUAGUGACAGACUGGCUACGUUUGUAUAAAUUGGAUCAGAAAUGCCUGUGUUGAUGUGUUGUGAGAUAAACGAUCAACACUUCUCUGUUAACCUCACCAUCAUUAACCUCUUAUAUUUAUAUUUCCAAAAAUAUUUUGAUCAGAUAUUUUGAUCUGUUGAAUAAGCUGAUAGUCAUGUGAUAUGAAAUGUAGCACAGAUUAAAAGAAUGUGAGAAAAAAAAAGCUUCAUACUACUUUUAAUUCAUCUCAAAAAAUAAACUUUAGUUUUUGAAUAUCAUUUAUUAAUGGGGUUUCAUAUGGGACAAUUGUUAUUUGCAGAGAUUCAUUCUUAUUUAUUAUUUUCAUUUUGGGAAAUAUCUUAAGAUUAUUUUGUUAUAAUUUUCAGAUUGUUUUUAUUUUAAAGUUUAUUUAUUUUUCUGUGAUGCAUUCUUGUAAUUGUACGUCCUUGACCACAAGCUUUAUAUUUUUAUUUUCUGCUCAUAUAUAUUUCUGUGAUCUGCUGUUUCAUUUGGUUGGUUAAAUACAAAGGUUUAUUUUUAAAUUAUU
Molecule: messenger RNA, 3546 nt
Organism: Octopus bimaculoides (California two-spot octopus)
Lineage: Eukaryota; Metazoa; Mollusca; Cephalopoda; Octopoda; Octopodidae
Biological process (GO): carbohydrate metabolic process; protein K6-linked ubiquitination
Cellular component (GO): BRCA1-BARD1 complex; BRCA1-A complex
Molecular function (GO): beta-N-acetylhexosaminidase activity; protein binding; ubiquitin-protein transferase activity
Source: RefSeq, a predicted model, not a curated record